UGUUUAUUAAAUUGUAUAUUCACAAUAUUCUUGGCAUUUGUUUUUUGGCAAAAAACCAAUAACUAACUAAAGUUCAAUCAAGAAACAUACGGAAUCUUUUUGUGUAUCUGUUUCUAUGUAGUAGUAGCAGCUUUUUGUUUCUUGGCACCUGAUGGCAUGUUGGUUUAUGAUUUGCAAAAAAAAAAAAAAAAAAAAAUGGGAUUUUUGUUUGUCUUUGAAAAAAAAAUGAAUAGAAGAAUCUUUUUGUGUAUCUGUUUCUAUGUAGUAGUAGUAGCAGCAGCUUAGCUGAGAUUUGUUUUGUGGUGAGUAUUGAGGAAAGUGGGGAUUUCUAAAUAGGUAUGCCAGUAGAGAAGACUAGUAGAUUAUGGGAGAUGGGGAUUGGGUCCCUUGUGUUUCUUUGGAAAUCAAAUGAAGCGUCACUUUGUCCCUACUGUAUUAUAUUUCUAUUUUUUUAUAUAUGUGGACAGGUCAGCUUUUUAAUUUUUAUGACACAAAUAUUCUAGUUUUUUCCUUCUUUUUUAUUCAUCAUCUGAAUUUGUUUUGUCUUUUAUCGUCUGGUGGGUUUACAAGAUUAUUUAACUUUAAUUUAAUUUGAUUCAACGUAUAUGGGUUAUUCUCUUUUCUUCAGUUUUCAAAUCUAGUUGACAAUUUAUCCAUUCUUUUGUCAUGAUUUUUGACUAAGGGACUAUGAGAAACAACCAUUUUACCUGCACAAGAUAGGAGUAAAGUUUGCGUACGUGGACACUAUCCUUCCUAAACCCUUACUUGUAGAAUUACACUGAAUAUGUUAUUGUUAUUGUUAUUGUUAUGUUAUGAUUUUUUCUUGUGGUGUGUUACUAAAUAUUUUAGGAGUUUCAUUCUAUCAUUGUCUUAUUUGGCUUUUGAGUCCAAUAUUAACCGGCCAAGGAAAAGAGUCUACUAUUUGGCUUGCAACUAUUAAGUUAACAGAGUAUGUUGUCAUUAGAAUUGUUUAGGUACAACCAUGAAUGUAUAAUUUUUUUGGAAGGUCUAUAUCUUUUUUUACCCCAAAUGUUCCAAUUAGUGGUUUUACUGCUUAAGUUUUGUUAAGUACUCUAAGUAACAAAGCAUAUUUUAUAAUUAUAGUAUAUUUUAUCAACUUUUAUGAAUUUUGGCAAAAUGGGUACAACUACAAAAGCAUUUAUAAACCAACCUUAAAGAGAUAAUAACAUUCACAAGACAUAUCCCCCAGCUUCUCAUGUUAAUAACCAUAUCAAGUCCAAAAGACAACUCCAUUAGCUUUGUCUCAACUGUAAGGAGUAGUUACUAGUAUCAAGCUUCAAUCAAGAUUGACACCAUCCUAAUUAUCUUGACAAAAUGACCUGCAAGACUGAAUUGGUGUAUUAUUACUUAUACAUUGCUUGGUGUUGUUGUACGCACAUCUAACUUUUUAAGAAAUUGGAAGUUUGGUCUCUCAGCUACUUACCAUUUUAAAUUUUGGUUCAUGUAUCAUGUAAUUUUUGUUGUGUUAGUCUAUAUGUUAUGAUCAUUAGAAUUAUAUAUUUCAGUUAUGGAACAAGCUAGCUAAAACGAUACAAGAACGGAUACGCGGAAACGAGAAAUUAAGAAGAUAAACAAAAGGAAAAGAAAAGAUACAAAGAAACUAACUAGGAAUUCAAAAGGGACAAGGAAAUUAAAGGAUAAGUAAGUUGACACAAAGAGAAAUACCAAUUGGCAACCAAGGUUCUAUAUAAUCAAGACCUCCAAUUGAGUAAUCACAAGCACCAAACUUCUUAAGGUGACCUCAAGGGAAACAAAGUCCCAAGCAACCGACCUUCUCAACAAAGAAUUCAACCAAAAUCUUCAACAAGCUCUCAUCUCUCAUUCUCCCAAUGGAGUCUUACAAUUUCACAAUUUCAAUAUUUCACAUCAUCAAAGUCUCCCUAAUGAAAUAAACUAAGGUAGUAUUUAUACUAGAUAGAAAAGGAAGACAACUACAUUAUUACAAUAAUACCCUUAAUGAAGUAAGGGCCUUGUUUGGUUGGUAGUCUUCUCAAAAGAUGAGAAAAGGCCUUCUUCUCCCUACUUCAUCCAAAUGAGGCCUAUACUUCCAUUUUAGCAUAUUCUUGAGCUUCAUGCCUUCAAUCCAAGCACCUAGUAAGUCUCCAAAGACGUGAUCCCUAGCUCGGCUUGAUGUGCAUAUUCUUGAUGAAGCUCGGCUUGUAUCAUGCUGGAUGGGAAGGCAUAGCACAUGAUGCACGUGUUCUAAUGGAGAUUGUGUCUAAUCCAGAGAAUGGCUUUCCAUUUCCUCCACCUAAUAAAUACUAUCUAUGUGAUGCGGCAUAUUCUAAUACUCGAGGAUUUCUAGCACCGUAUCGUAAUAUUCGAUAUUGGUUAGGAGAUUAUCAUCGUAGGUGUGCCAUAACUAAGGAGGAAAAGUUUAAUCAUGCACAUGCACAGCUUAGAAACGUUAUCGAACGUUAUUAUGGAGCCCUGAAAGCAAGAUUUCCUAUAUUGGACAAGAUGGCCCCAUACCCUAUUAAUAUCCGAAGAGAUGUUGUUAUUGCAUGCUUUGCAAUUAAUAAUUUUAUCAGAAAGGAGCGCAUCAAUGAUGACUUAUUUAAUCAAUUUGACACACCUCAAGUAAUCUUUUAUGAAAAAGGACAACAAGAAGAAGCAUUGGAUGAAACGAAUGGACCUAGUUGGACAACUAAAGAUUCUCAGAUAAUGACCGAUAUGCGGGAGCAACUUGCACUCCAACUAAUGCAAAGAAGAUGAAAUACUUGAGAGUUCUAUAUUUAAGUUAUUUGAACUUUUUUCUCCAGU
Messenger RNA from Lycium barbarum (goji berry), 2784 nucleotides. RefSeq lists its product as uncharacterized. Bases 2152 to 2736 code for a protein of 194 amino acids. The record is from RefSeq and is a predicted model, not a curated record. Lineage: Eukaryota; Viridiplantae; Streptophyta; Magnoliopsida; Solanales; Solanaceae. The transcript is spliced from 2 exons.